Molecule: messenger RNA, 2063 nt
Organism: Dermacentor andersoni
Lineage: Eukaryota; Metazoa; Arthropoda; Arachnida; Ixodida; Ixodidae
Source: RefSeq, a predicted model, not a curated record
AAGCCGAUGAUGACGACGACGACGUUGAUGAUUAUGAAAAUGAUGGAGAUUGAAGAUAUGCGUCGGCGCCUUUCCUGCAGGACUUGGGCCAAUAAUCGGGGUGUUUGCACGCACUGAUAUAUAUAGAAAGGAGUGCAUACCCGGUAACUUCGAAAACAUUUGAAGGAAAUGAUUAACCGCUUCCUUCUUUUGCUCUUGGCUGUAUGUAAAUGAGGGACGUUUAUAAAGGUGACUACGUCCGCGUUCUCAUGCUUCUACACUCAACAAUAAAAGAGCAAGGCGCACGUGUCGCGAUUAUGGUCUCAGCAUCAAGUUCGGAGUUGCUUUCCAUAUGCGCUGGCACUACUUGAAACUUUAAACAAAGCUGCUCACGUUUAUUUAUUAUUUAAGGCAGUAGCGUUAUGAGUGUCAAAGUGGAAAGCAGUGCAUGUGUACGAAGUGUGGGAAGCCGCUCACGUGGUAGAGGCAGCGAGGGGAUGGGAGAACUUCUGAGCUUGUGUGUUUGUGUGUGUGUGUAUGUGCAAAGGUGUAUGUCUGCAUAUGGAUAAUAUAAAUGUAGCGCAAUUCGCGGUUGUCUGCUGUGGACCGCCGCCAGUCGCACUUAGCACCUCGAAGAGGCAGGACGUGGUUCGAAUGAGCUGGCGAACGCGGUGUGAAUCAUUGAUCUGGGAUCUCAAAGAGGUGCGACGUAAUGGUAACGCAUUUUUAUCGCAUUUACCGCUAUAUCACUACUGAAUUUUUAUUUAUUUAUUUAUUUAUUUAUUGUUUUUUUGUUUUUUUUUUGUUUUUUUGUUUCUUUGUUUGUUUCUUUGUCUGUCUGUCUGUCUGUCUGUCUGUCUGUCUGUCUGUCUGUCUGUCUGUCUGUCUGUCUGUUUGUCUGUUUGUUUGUUUGUUUGUUUGUUUGUUUGUUUGUUUGUUUGUUUGUUUGUUUGUUUGUUUGUUUGUUUGUUUGUUUGUUUGUUUGUUUGUUUCGUUCGUUCGUUCGUUCAGUCGGUCAGUUGAAUCUUACGCGCAACAUGCCACUGAAUAUAUUGGAACUGUGGCUGGUACAAAAGUCCGGCGAUCCACGCCAGAAUCCAAGAAGGUUCAUGUACAGCGCCUAGAGCCCACAGCUGGCUUAUAUUCAAAAAGCUGGCAAAAGAAAAUAUCCAUACGAUGGCCCAGUGCCUACAGGACGCGAUGUGGUCAGUGCACUACAAAGUUCUCCACAACUGACGCCACCGUGCUCUUCUCGGCGACCGCGCACGAACAUUACUUUUGUUACCACGUGAUCAGUUUCCUUUUCCUCCUAAUUGAUAUUUUCUGCUACUACUCCGCCCUCACCCCUCACACCAUUUGACCGCAUCAUAUCGUCAUCAUCACGAUCACUACGAACUUCAUCAUCUUUUUCACUGUCAUCGACGCCCGGCCAGGACACGAAGAAGAAGUUUCGCAUUUACUUGUGAACGACCAUGAGCUUUUCACGGGAAACCGUCCUCUGGCUGCUCAUUUUCUGCAUCGCUGCCAACUGCUACAACAUCGGCAAUUAUGUGCUUGGUCACUACAGAGUUUUUGGACCUCGUGGUUUCAUCUUCGACGUCUUGCUCUGCGUUGAGACAAGUGUCAACCUGGCGUCCGACAUCAUGCUGCUCAAGGUGCUCAAUCAACCGGCUAACCCUACCCAGCUGGGUGCCCCUCAUGCCGAAGUGGUGGAGACGUUGCGCAAGUUCCUGACGUUGAACACCGGAACCAUAGUGUUUUGCUGCGUAGUCCACAUAGCCGCAUCCCACUACACAGCUCAGAAUGUCCGCGUGGAAGGAGCUAGAUCCGUCAAAGAAGAAAAUGAUGUGCGGGCCAUCAUCUUGUACCAAAUCUACGGCUUCUACAAGGAGUUGAAGGAAAACCCGGCCGUCGCGAACGUUGCCCUAUUCUUCAAUCCUCUGGGCGCACUGAGACAGCCCGUCAUUUUCGUCAACGUGAAGGCACCAGCGGCGGCGGCGACGACGACGACAACGCAGUAGAAAGCGCCAUUCGUAUAGUAAUUUGUAACAGACUUUUCGAUACAUCAACAAUAUAUCUUAGUA